Messenger RNA from Lolium perenne, 3295 nucleotides. The record is from RefSeq and is a predicted model, not a curated record. NCBI's taxonomy places the organism in Eukaryota, Viridiplantae, Streptophyta, Magnoliopsida, Poales, Poaceae.
AUGGCCGGAACCUCCUCGGCCACAAACUCCUCCUUCUCUCCCGUACCUCCGAUCAACCCCAUUGACGACACCCUCUUCACUCCAAUCCAACAACGCCCCCCAAUGCCCCAUGCGCCGCCCACCCCUUCCCCAGAUGCGUUUAACCUCGCCGGCGCCUCCGAUCCAAUCUCCGCUGCAACCGGCGCCGCCGCUGCCGAUCCCAUGGACGGAUACAUACCACUGCCAUACCCCUACUUUCCCCCACCCACAUCCCACCCCAUUCUUGCCAUCAACAUCUCCACCUACAUCUCCUACAAAGUCAACACCGCCGGCGCCAACUAUUCCAAAUGGCGUCAGACCAUCACCUCCCUCCUCACCAUGUACAAAGUUGUUGACCACAUCACCGAAAGGGCGGCUCCGGCGUCUCCCGACGACACCUGGGAGGCCGUCGAUCUCCACAUAUCCUUGUGGUUUCUGGUGACCCUGAGCGACGAUCUUCACCGCCUGGUGCAGGGCUCCGAUGGCCGGGCCUGCACCACCUGGAUGCGUCUCCGCCGCCUCUUCCUCGACAGGGGCAUAUCGCGCUACCUCUACUUCAGCAAGGCCUUCCACAAUUGUCCGCGCGGCGAUCUCUCCAUCACAGACUACGCCAGCAAACUGCAGGGCCUCGCUGAUGAUCUUGCUGCGAUUGGUUGUCCCGUCUCCGACACCGACCUCACUGGCGCAUUCAUCGACGGCCUCGGCAAGCGCUUCAAACUCCAGGGCGAACUCCUCAAGAACGCCGAUCCGCUCCCCUCCUUCGCCGUCGCCUGCGCCCGUCUUCAGCAUUCCGAGCUCGACGACGACACCGAACAGCUCCAGCACGCCUCUCAGGCCGUCGCAGGACUGCCGCGCAAGCUGGUCGCCGGCCGGGCCAUCGUUCUUGAAGCAGGCGGCCAGCCGCAGCUCCUACACUUCUACGCGGACGGCACAACAUCGACGAGCUACAAGAGAAUCAAGCAGCUCCUGGCUCCUGCAACUAUGUCUGAACCUGAAGAAAGUACUAAAGAUGAUAAGAUUGUGCAUAUUGAAGAUGACAAAGAUGGAGAAAAUAAAGAAGAUACUGGAAAGAAGGAAGCGAGAAGGCAAAUGGCACCAAGAUCAGAAGUGUGGCAGCAUUUCACCAAGAACCUGAAUGAGAUGAAAAUUCUUGUAUCAGGCACAUGCAAAUAUUGCAACCGUAGUAUCAAGGCCAAUUCUAAAUCGAAUGGCACAUCUGCAAUGAGUAGGCACUUGACUACUUGCAAAUAUAAUCCUCAUAAGAAUUCCAAAGAUAUCUCUCAAAAUACUUUGCAAAUGACUGUUGACGGCCCUGGUAUCUCGAAGUUUGAUCCUGAAGAACUAAGGGAUGCUUUUGUUCAAAUGGUGAUAGAAGAUGAGCAACCUUUUUCAAUGGGUGAGAAAUGGUUACAUGGUAAUUUCAUUGAUGAUGAGUGGAAUCUACAUAAGAAGAUUAUAAGCUUUUUCAAGGUGAAAGGCCACAGAGGAGAAGACAUAGAAAAGAAUUUGCAGCGUGUCAUGAAUGAAUGGGGUAUGCAGAAAGUAAUGACAGUGACAGUUGACAAUGCAAGCUCUAAUGAUAAUGGUAUCAAUUACUUGAGAAAGCAAAUGGUAAACGCAAAAACCUGCAUAGCAGAUGGCAAGUACCUCCACAUGAGAUGUGCUGCACACAUCGUGAACCUUAUUGUUUCAGAUGGCCUUAAGGAAGUGGACCUCUCUGUGCAGCGUGUGCGGGCUGCUGUGCGGUACAUCAGAAAUGGCACAACUAGGUUGGAUAAGUUUAAGGAUAUUGUAGAUGAAGAGAAGAUAGAUAGUGAUUCUUUCUUGAGCAUAGACAUAUGCACUAGGUGGAACUCCACAUACCUUAUGUUAAAAUCUGCACUCGUUUAUGAGAAGGUGUUCCUAAAGCUUGCCGAAGAAGAUGCUACCUAUGUGGUUGACUUGGCUGCUAAUGGGGCGGUUGGGCAUCCCGAUGAAGAUGAUUGGCAUAAGGUGAGGAGUAUUGCAGAAUUCUUGAAGCAUUUUCAUGAUCUGACUGUGCGUAUGUCAUCGUCUCUCCAUGUUACUGCUAAUUCUUUCUUUGUUGAGAUUGGAGAAGUCCAUAUCUUGGUCAAAAAGUGGUUGGAUAGUGAAGAUGAUUUACAGAAGAAAAUGGGCAAGAGAAUGAAAGAGAAAUAUAACAAGUAUUGGGGGCUAUGGCAUGAAAACGCUAAGCAACAUGAGAAGGAGAAAGAUAAGGGGAAAGGGAAGGAAAAGGAGAAAGAGAACAUUAACUUGCUCAUAUUUGUUGCUGCUGUUGUUGACCCAAGAUACAAGCUAACUGAGUACUUGGAGCUUGUGAUUGAGGAGAUAUUUGGUGAGGAGAAUGGACAGAAAGUAUGGACUGCUGUUAAUAAAUGUUUACGUGAAUUAUUUGAGGAGUAUACGAGACUUUAUGCUCCUCCAAGUGAUGCCACACCGGAAACUAGUAAUUCCCAGCAAAAUAAAGAUGGUGCUAGUGUUGGAGGUGGUUUGAUGAAGGAACAGAUUGCUAAAAGGGUGAAGUUGAAUAAUGGGGGGAGUAGUAGAAUUAGGAGUCACAAAUCUGAACUUGACAAAUAUCUUGCUAAAGAUUGUGAAGAUCCUGACCAAAAACUUGAUGUGCCUGCUUGGUGGAAGCUUAAUGCUAGCAGAUUUCCAAUAGUAGCACGCUUGGCCCGCAAUGUUCUAGCCAUUCCUAUCUCUACAGUAGCUUCAGAAUCGGCAUUCAGCACAGGUGGACGUAUCCUAGACGAUUUUAGAACCUCUCUUACUCCUUUCAUGUUGGAAUCACUUGUUUGUACACAAGAUUGGCUUCGACGGACCACUCCUAUUAAUGUUGAAGAGAACUAUGAGGAAUUAGUUAACUUGGAGAAAGAGUUGGUUGAAGAGUAUGGCAAUGGAAAAGGCAAAGGCAAAGCUAAAAAGAAGGAAAAAGAAAAGGAGAAAGCUUCUCAACAAGCUACAACAUGACCACCACCAAGAAGGCAACAACAGCCCAUGGAAGUGAUGAGAGGAAGCUUCUGUAGUUCUGGGCACAUCUUUUGGAGGCCAUUGAUUUUGUAGUUCUGGGAACAUCUUUCUUGGCCAAUUGCUAUUUUAUUUUAUCAUUGUGUGACUUUGUGGUCGUCACAUGUAAUGUGGGUUUGUCAGUUUUUGAUUUGAGACUAGUGAUUUAUAAGUUCUGAAUAUGAGUGUGACCUCUUCCCGUCAGUGUUUUUUUUGGCUGGUUUGCCAAUUUUUUGUAUAUCUUGCAUGA